UUCCCCAUCGACUGUACGGGCAGCUGCUCUGAUCGCAGUGGAAAUCUAUAAAUCCCGUGUCCAAUCCUAGUUUUUAUUUAUUAGCAGCCCGCUGUCCGCUCCAGACGGGAGUUACCACACGCAGUUAACCGAACACAACGCCGCGAAACCGCAGGAGUGACUUUAAAAGGCUUAAUUAUUUUAUUUAUGAUUUUGUUGCGGAACUUUUUCGGUGAUAAUCUUAAUCUUAAUCAAGACUUAGAAAGUCUUUGAAAAUCAAAUUCGGAUUCUGGAGAGGACCAGGCAGCGUUAUAAAUUAAAAGGCAGUUACUCAUUGGCUGCGACUCGGAGCCAUUCAUUGUCCUGCGAAAAAUCGAUUUCGGUUAUCCUGCGCCAUUGUGCUGUCAUAUCCCGAGCUUUUGCUUUCGCUUUCGUUUUGGCUGUCGCUUUUGCUUUCACACUGAAGUGAAAACAAAAACGAUUGGCGCCUGCUCCUGGCGCAAUGAGGUCCUUGUAGAAGAGCGCUGGACAAGCCACGAUUUCUCGCAUGAGCCAAGAUGAUUGUUACGUCCACGUCUGGCCUGGAUAGCACUCCCACAUUGGGCACCGUUGAGGUGACCACACUUUUGGGCGCCUUCUUCGGCGUUCUGGUGCUGCUGCUCCUGCUGUUCCUGUACAUCAGUCGCAAGUGCUGUUUCCACUACCGCCAUGCCAUCAACUGUUGCGACGAGCGUCACUUGGCUGCCAAGUGCGUGCAAAAGAUCACGCGCAAGCGGCGCUACGAGAACACCAGCUCUGAUUCCGAGGAGGACAUCCUCCGCCGGCUGCGCUGGCACCAGCAGCAUCAGCUGGGCGGCGGGGAGAAAUCCGGCGGGAGCUAUGGCAUGGGGCUCAGCCAGGCGAAUCCGCUGACGGGUCACAGUUUCAAUUACCAUCAGGCCGGCGCUGACCUGCAGCGUGUGACCGUGACCCGUGACCCGCUGGCCAUCGCCGAGAGGGGCAAGGUCGGCAUCCCCUCGUCGCACAGCGAGUGCAGCUCGAAUGACUCCAUGGAGGCAUCGGUUGACAGUCACACGGGCAUCUUGACAACGGGCGACAGCAAGGCUUCUUACCCGUUGGCCACUUCGUUCCGGAAUCCGUAUGCGGAGCAUCGGGCCAAGACCCAGGCACUCAGGUAUCAGCACAGGGUCGAGGUGGUGCGGCCACCCAAGUUUGACAAGGAGCGGGAUAAUGUGGUGGUGGUGCCGCCUUUGGCUGGCAGUAACAUCAAUAAUAACAACAACAACUCGAAUGCCACCAACAACAAUAAUACCAACAACAGCACCAACAGCAACAACAACAGCAAUAACAACAACAACAACAACGAUGACGAACCCCUUUUCGACACCAGUGACCUGCGAUCCAUCCGAUCGGACGACAUUCUAGUGGUCGGCGGCGAUUCGAAGGCGGCGUCUGCCCCGCGUGGCCCCAUCGAGCUGGAGCUAUCGUUGCUGUACGAUGCACCAAUGCGGAAGAUGACGGUGCACGUGAUGCAGGCGAGGAGUCUGCCGCCGCUGGCCAGCGGACAGCCGACGCACACACAGGUGCGCAUGCUGAUGCUGCCGAACAAGAAGCAGAAGCACAAGACCAAGAUCCGCAGCGGCGAGAACCCGCAGUACAUGGAGAGUUUCCUGCUGCAUCGCGUCAACCCGGAGGAUGUGAACAACAUGGGCCUGCGCGUCCGCCUGUACGGAUGCGAGCGUCUGCGCAAGGAGCGGCUGAUUGGCGAGGCCUAUGUGAGCUUCGCCACCGUGGACCUGGAGCUGGAGACGAACCUGUGGCUGCCGCUGGAGCCGCGCAACAACUCCUCUGUGCUGGGCUCAACCAGUGACCUGUUGAGCCUUGCCCGAUCAGAGAGCGCCGGCUCCACAUCGUCCAUGCAGCACGGCGGCGUCUCGGAGCUGCUGCUCGGCCUUAGCUACAACGGCGUGACCGGGCGUCUAAGUGUGGAGAUCAUCAAGGGCAGCCAGUUCCGCAGCUUGUCGCUGAACAAGGCGCCGGACACGUAUGUGAAGAUGGUGAUGGUCAGCAGCAUCGGGCAGGAGAUCUCCCGGGCCAAGACCUCCGUGCGACGAGGCCAGCCCAAUCCUCUGUUUAAGGAGACGUUCGCCUUUCAGGUGGCGCUUUUCCAACUCAACGACGUCACGCUGAUGAUAUCUGUGUACGCCAAGCGGCACAUGAAGAAGAACGAGAUGGUCGGUUGGUUCAGCCUCGGGUUGAACUCAUCCGGAUCCGCGGAGGUUGCCCACUGGGCGGACGUGUGCGAGAUGCCCAAGGGCGAGAUGCUCGCCCGCUGGCACGUGCUGGUGGACUCCUGAUUCGAGCAGCUGGGCCAGUCCUCGGGACGCAGCAGCAAGGCCCUCCGCAAGCUGGGCCUAGCUGCGUUCAAGGACCGGUCCGGCGAGAAAACGGCAUCAAAGGAGUCGCAUCCGGACGACGACGAAGGCGGCGAUCAAUUCCCUGCAGACAAUGCGGUUGCAGUCGAUAUUGAGCCGGGCCUGGAGCUCGACUUUGUCUAGAUCAGCAUGUCUGGACUCUGUCUGGAGCGAUCAGUGUUUGUGAUUUGUUUUUACGAGGGGCGACGUACGCGACGCACCCGAACCAGGGUGAGACCGACCGGCUCAGCUCGGUCGGAUCAUCCGCUCGAUCUGGGCCAAACUGGGCCACAAAAAAUAUUUGUAAUUUGGAAACCAUUUGGCACACGUCUCCUCAAGAGAGAGACGUGGAAAAAAAAGAAGAAAAACUCAAAAACAGAACCUAGAAUAUCGAAAUUUUAUACGCAAUGGCACUUUGAGGUGCAUCCAAGUACUUAACUUAUUACUCGAAAUUUGAAAUUUAUGAUUGUUUGUGAUAAAAGGAAUAUACUAUAUAUGAAUAACCGGCGGACGGUGAGUGGAAUUUUUGUAAUUAAAAACCUUUCUGCAUUCUUAUCUUCAAAUAUUAAGCCCAAAAAAUGUCUUUUAAGACUAGCACUUUUUUAAUACCAACAAAAUAUGAAAAGCAAAGAGAAUAUUGAAGAUAAAUAGGAACAAUUGUAGUUGAUACAAACAUAUAGACAUCUCAUACCUGCAAACUAACAUAACUAACUACCUUGUGAUUUGUGAGCAAGAGCCAUCGCAUCAUGACCCUACAUGAGCAUGUUCCAGAGCAGGGGGAGAAGAUACAAACAUAAAUAUCGGUACCUUAGAAUUCAAACGCACAAAGAUCUAUUGUACAAGCGAAGGGCAGUUGAGGAGCAGCUACAGAAGAUGCUACAGUUGAUGAAGAAACAAUUGGAUUCCCUCAGAGAGUAGGGAGGCAGAGAUUUUACUAGAGCCCAGUUGGGCCGGCAGGUUUUGGAGUUGGCUUGGAGAGACGCUAGAGAGUCGCCAGGAACGGUGUUUAUGCAUACAUAAGUAUAACUUAUACACGAGAAAUGAAAAGCUUUAAUAAAUAUCGGAACUAAUUUAUUUUUUAAUUCAAGUUAAAUCAAAGAACCCAAAAACUACGCAUAUUAAGCCACACUGCAGUGCUCAUCGUCGUGCAGCAAGGAACUUAGUAUUCAUUUUUACGUACAACAUAUGGAUGUGUACUAUUUUGUAUUGCAUAGUAUUUAUAUCUUUUAACAAAUCUGUAUGUUUUGAGUGUCGAAUAUUGUGUGUGUUUGUUCGUUCGUUGUUACAACAAAUGCGAUGAUGAUAUAUAAGCCUAAAUCUACUUACAAACCCACUUUGGAUGGAGCGACUGCUGGGUGACUAAUCCACUAAUCGAGGGCACUAAACGAGACAGUAUUACACAGUUCCAGAACUUAAGCGGGAGUCCCAAAGUGCGGACUAAAUGUCAAGUAUUUCAGACUC
This is a messenger RNA of Drosophila kikkawai, 3854 nucleotides long. RefSeq names its product Synaptotagmin 14 (gene Syt14). Gene Ontology annotation, molecular function: phospholipid binding. Lineage: Eukaryota; Metazoa; Arthropoda; Insecta; Diptera; Drosophilidae. The record is from RefSeq and is a predicted model, not a curated record.